AUGGCCGGUCCUGUCGUGGCGUGGAGCCUUGAUGACGCUGCGACCGCGUGCAAGCACGAGCCCAGGAUCGUGCGUGAGCACGCUCGCAAGGCGGACGUGCUCAAGAGAAUCAUCCACAACUUCGCCAAAGAGGUCGGCAGCCCGAGCGCCGUCGACCGCACCGACUACGGGUACGGCACAGCCUCCGGCAGCGCCCGGGGCUUCGUCGUCAGCACCACUCGCAACAGCUCUCGCGCGCCGCCGUCUGACGUAUUUUCUUCUCAUAACAAGGCCACCGGAGCCGCCUAUUGCUACUCCUGCGAGGAAGGCGAGGCACUUAGGGACCCGGUGCUGCGCGUCUCCUCCUGCAUCCUCUCCGUCCUCCUCCUCGCCGUCUCCGUCAUCGACAAGAAGACUGCUUGGGACCCGGUGCUGCGCGUCUCCUCCUGCAUCCUCUCCGUCCUCCUCCUCGCCGUCUCCGUCAUCGACAAGAAGACUGCUUGGGACCCGGUGCUGCGCGUCUCCUCCUGCAUCCUCUCCGUCCUCCUCCUCGCCGUCUCCGUCAUCGACAAGAAGACUGCUUGGGACCCGGUGCUGCGCGUCUCCUCCUGCAUCCUCUCCGUCCUCCUCCUCGCCGUCUCCGUCAUCGACAAGAAGACUGCUUGGGACCCGGUGCUGCGCGUCUCCUCCUGCAUCCUCUCCGUCCUCCUCCUCGCCGUCUCCGUCAUCGACAAGAAGACUGCUUGCGCCUGCUAG
Molecule: messenger RNA, 735 nt
Organism: Emiliania huxleyi CCMP1516
Lineage: Eukaryota; Haptophyta; Isochrysidales; Noelaerhabdaceae
Exons: 9
Coding region: 1-735 (244 amino acids)
Source: RefSeq, a predicted model, not a curated record